Messenger RNA from Botrytis deweyae, 936 nucleotides. RefSeq lists its product as uncharacterized. The transcript has 5 exons. Gene Ontology annotation, molecular function: arylformamidase activity. The record is from RefSeq and is a predicted model, not a curated record. The coding region runs from base 1 to 936 and encodes 311 amino acids. NCBI's taxonomy places the organism in Eukaryota, Fungi, Ascomycota, Leotiomycetes, Helotiales, Sclerotiniaceae.
AUGUCACCCUCUUCGUCUCCACUACCCCCAACCCCAUCGUUCUCCUCGCUCCCUCUCCAAGCCAGUGGCCCCCGCGGCAAUGCAUGGGGUCUACACGGCCCUACCGACCAGCUCGGAUGUCUCAACCGUCUCACUCCCGAAAACACCAUUGAAGCUGCCAAGGAAAUAAAAUACGGCUUUCGAAUAUCUACCGACUGGGCUUUAGACAAACCCAAAGUUCCCUGCUUUGGACGUGUACAGUUUGAACAAAAAAUCAUACAUAAAAGUCCAAGAACUGUGAAUGAUGACGUGCUGGUAUUGAAUACACAAAGUAGUAGCCAGUGGGAUGGAUUUAGACACUUUGGAUAUCAAGACGGGAAGGUUUACUUUAAUGGGUGCACCCAAGAAGAAAUCCACAAUUCAACACGAAAUGGAAUUGACGUCUGGGUAGAAAAUGGCGGCAUAGUAGGUCGUGGUGUCCUUCUUGACUACGCAUACUGGGCCGAGUCCCAAGGUCGUACUGUCAACCCUCUAACAACAAUCAAAAUACCCCUAUCUGAGAUCAAAGCUGUGGCCGAAGCUCAAAAUGUCACAUUCCGUCCAGUUGAAGCUCUGUCUUCUUCCGAAGCGGCUACCCUCGCCACCGCUUCCCAAAUGACAGCAAUAGGCCUUGAGGCCUGCCCGGAAGUACUAGAAUGGCUAUGGAGUCAUGAGUUCUCCGCUGCUGCUGGAGACCAACCCGCUCUAGAAUCUCUUCCUUUUGACCUUACAAACCAAUACUGGAUGCACGAAUGGCUCCUUGCUGGAUGGGGAAUGCCAAUUGGGGAGCUAUUUGAUUUGGAACGAUUGGGAGAGGAGUGUAGACAAUUGAAGAAGUGGACCUUCUUUUUUAGCAGUGUACCUUUAAAGGUACCGGGAGGUGUUGCGAGUCCUCCAAAUGGCGUUGCUAUCUUGUGA